Messenger RNA from Theobroma umbraticum, 1260 nucleotides. Its product is annotated as Ankyrin repeat family protein. Gene Ontology annotation, molecular function: metal ion binding; phosphatidylinositol-3-phosphate binding; ubiquitin binding. Gene Ontology annotation, biological process: protein transport to vacuole involved in ubiquitin-dependent protein catabolic process via the multivesicular body sorting pathway; protein targeting to vacuole. Gene Ontology annotation, cellular component: ESCRT-0 complex. The record is from RefSeq and is a predicted model, not a curated record. NCBI's taxonomy places the organism in Eukaryota, Viridiplantae, Streptophyta, Magnoliopsida, Malvales, Malvaceae.
GACAAAGAAAAAAGGCACCUCAAAAAAACUCAGCAUCUUUUAUCUGUUCCUUUGCCGGCCAAGGGGAAAACGAAAAAAAGAAGAGAGAGAGAGAUCGGAAUAUGCCAUUGGAGCCCCCGGUCUUCCAGGAAGCAGCACGCUGCGACGUCUGCAAAUGCAGCUUCAACACUUUCAGGCGCCGCCACCAUUGCCGAUGUUGUGGGAGGACUUUAUGCCACGAACAUUCAUCAAAUCAAAUGGCUUUACCACAAUUUGGCAUAUACUCGGCUGUUAGAGUUUGUGCAGAUUGUUUCAAUGACUCUUCAGGAUCUAGGAAAGCUGAUCCUCAGCCUUCUUUAGGUGGAGUUGAUUCUGUUAUAGACGAAGUCUCUAGAUUAAACAUUAGUGCAGAUAUGGGUUCAAAAACUGAAGCAACUGCAGGGCAUCAGCCUGUUGCAAGCAUUCCAGAUUGCAAGUGUGGAAUGCCUUUGUGUAUUUGUGAAUCUCCAGCACCAACCACAGAUGUGCUUCCACUUCAGAUGAAAAACCCUUCAACCUCUGUGGCUUCGUCAAAUCCAAAAUCAAAGAAGACUGCCACUGUUCCAAAGAGUAAAGGCUCCACUUCAAACAGCAAAUCUAGCUUGGCUUUCAAUCCUGGUCUGGUGGCAAAUGGUACUGCUGCAGAUAAACCCCGGAUGGAUUAUGAUGUCAACGGAGAGGGUUUAAGAGAAGCUAUAAAGAAUGGUGAUACUGCUGCGGUCAAGAGACUUCUUAGUGAGGGUGUGGAUGCUAAUUACCAUGACAAGCAAGGAUUAUCUUUGCUGCAUCUGGCGGCACUCUUCAAUCGAACUGAUAUAGUAUUUGCCCUCAUGGAAUGUGGAGCAAGCAUGGACUACAAGAACGCACAGGGAGAAACACCAUUGGAUUGUGCACCGGCUACUUUGCAAUACAAGAUGCAAAUGAAGAUGAGAGAGAGUGAGCAAGCAUGAAAUGAACCAGACAAUGGAAUUGGAAGGAAAAUGCAUACUUUCCUCUGUUAACCGACAUGUUCUAUCUCUAGCUGUCAGUUUUCAGCAAGAAAUUGUUGAUAUUGUGCAUCAUGCUGUCAAUUUCAACCAGAAAUUAUAAAUAUAAUGUUGCAAGUGUUUGUAUCAUAUCUGGUAGACAAACCGUCAAACAGGCUGCACGACAUGGAAGCUCAAUCAAAAUGCUGUUUUUUCCUUUGUUUUUGAUCAUCUUAAGAAUGCUGUUGUGAGGCAAUAAAAGUUUCUAUUAUCUGAA